This is a messenger RNA of Lycium barbarum (goji berry), 1631 nucleotides long. Its product is annotated as magnesium transporter MRS2-I-like. Gene Ontology annotation, molecular function: magnesium ion transmembrane transporter activity. Gene Ontology annotation, cellular component: membrane. The record is from RefSeq and is a predicted model, not a curated record. The transcript has 11 exons. Gene Ontology annotation, biological process: magnesium ion transport; transmembrane transport. The coding region runs from base 269 to 1390 and encodes 373 amino acids. Lineage: Eukaryota; Viridiplantae; Streptophyta; Magnoliopsida; Solanales; Solanaceae.
GGCCAAAAAAAAUACAGCCAUGCAAAACACAACUUGUUCUAGCAGUAACAACAUUGUUUUCACCAUUCAAUUUCACCAUCAAGUCAUGUCCCUAUCUUAGCCCACCUUUUCCCCCUACCUUUCAAAUAUCCCCUCUUAACAUAUGUUCAUUUCUUUCUUUCAGUAGCACAUCAAGAAUUUUCAAGCAAAAUUAGUAUUCAGAUUUACUGAUUUUGCCAGUUCUUGAAAGUGGGGUUUUCUAAAUUCCAUUUUUUUUCAACUUUGGGAAAUGAAAACAGGAGGAUUAAGAAGCUGGAUACUAGUGGACAGUAAGGGGAAGAGUAGCAUAUUGGAUUUGGAUAAGUAUGCUAUUAUGAAACGAGUUUCAAUACAUGCUAGAGAUCUCCGUCUUCUUGAUCCUCUUCUUUCUUAUCCUUCUGCAAUACUAGGCAGAGAAAAGGCUAUCGUCCUCAAUUUGGAGCAUAUCAAAGCAAUUAUUACUACAGAUGAGGUAUUGCUUCGGGACCCACUGGAUGAUAAUGUUGUUCCUGUUGUUGAAGAACUUCAAAGAAGAUUACCAUUGCCUGCUAUUGGCUUAGGAGAAGGUGAAGAUGAUGACCAACCUGUUGUUAAUGGGUCACGCAAUGAAAUGCAAACUGUUGAACCAACUGAGUUUCCAUUUGAAUUUCGAGCUUUAGAAGUAGCACUAGAAGGAGUAUGCAGUUAUCUUGACACUCAGACACGAGAACUAGAGACGGCUGCUUACCCUGCUUUAGAUGAGCUCACCUCCAAGAUUAGUAGUCGUAACUUGGAUCGAGUGCGCAAAUUGAAGAGUGCAAUGACUAGGUUGACCAGUCGGGUUCAAAAAGUCAGGGAUGAUCUCGAACAACUUCUUGAAGAUGAUGAUGACAUGGCUGACCUUUACCUCUCAAGAAAAUUAGUUGCCGGAGUAUCAUCCCCCCUGAGUGGCCAGGUGGUACCUUGCUGGUCCCCUGAGUCUGCAAAAUUAUUAUCCAAAGCAAGUAGGAUCAGCGGGAUAACUCAUGAGGAGACUGAUGUUGAGGAACUUGAGAUGUUGCUUGAGGCUUACUUUGUGCAAAUUGAAAGCACGAUGAACAAAUUGACAACGUUGCGGGAAUAUAUUGAUGACACCGAGGACUAUAUCAAUAUUCAGCUCGACAAUCAUCGAAAUCAGCUAAUCCAGCUGGAGCUGUUCCUGAGUUCUGGUACGGUUUGUUUGACAGUGUACUCAUUAGUGGCUGCAAUAUUUGGAAUGAAUAUUCCAUAUCCAUGGAACCAUGACCAUGGUCACCUUUUCAAAUGGGUGGUCAUGCUUGCUGGAAUUGCUUCAGCUUCAGUUUUCCUAUCAAUAAUUACAUAUGCUCGGCACAAGGGUCUUGUUGGAUCUUAAUUACUCCUUUAAUCUCUAUAUUAUAAUAUACCCUUACACAUCAACGUGUUCAGAUUUCUAGAUUGCAACUUCGAGGAAGGGACGGAGUCGGGAUUUGAAACAAGAGAUUCAAAAAAUGCAAAAGUGUCACGAGACAGACUUAUGACCUAAGUUUUUUGAACCCUUCUUUGCCACACUGCUAGAAGCUUUUUGUGUAUUGGAGAAAUUCAAUAAUCAAUAUAUAUACACGAUAAAAAUAAAA